UCGGUUUCACAGUGUUGACGUCGCAUGGCCGGGUGGGAGGGGGUGGUUGAUUUCAAACCAUUGUCAUCAGUUUCACAACAUUGUCAUAAAAUGGGGUGCAAGAUGGGGGAUUUUCGCGGUUUGACAAGCUCUUCAGCGCUUUCACUGUCAUUGAAGGUUUCAUGAACUCCUUGAUGACAGUUGUCCAGGUCCAUCAAAGGCUGCAUCGACAAGACUCCUCUUUGCAGAACCUCGCCACAGCGCCAUUCAUAUUCGCACGGGGCCUCCCCAACCCCCUGAACUAUUGCCUAGAAACUUUCCUCAAAUCAGGAACGCUUGAUUGAAAAGGAAAGUCUUAGAUAAGAAGAGGACUUGCCAAGAAGGAUCAAACUUAUAUAAUGAAGAUGCAAAGGCUUGGCUCCAGCUGAGGGUUGGGGUUACCACGUAGCAGUACGGGAGGAGUCUGAUGAGGAGGGGGUAGGGAGAGGACGAAACUCUCACAGCAGGAUUGCUUCCUGGCUUUGUGGGAAGAGUGGAAGGGAGGGGACCAUGCAUGAAAUCUACAACAGAGUCUUUUUCUCCGCCAAGCCUCAACAACAAUGAGACAAUGUGUGAUGUCCCGCCAUAGAAACAGUUGCAUCCACUGUUGUUGUUGUUGUCGUCCUCGUUGUCGGCGUGGCCAGUCGAGAGCCUAAACAACAAGACACGCUUGUGUUCCAGAGCAUUUUGAUGUGUAUAUACAUAUACCGUAAGGCUUCCAACAACCAUUGUUUUAAUGGUCUUUACCGAACCACCAUUGUUUUACUAAGGAUUUUACACUACGCAACCAGGUCAACCUUUCUUUGAAUGGUCUUGGAAAGCCUAGGAUAUAUAUAUAUAUACAUACGGUGUAUGGCCUUUAAAGAACACAUUUUGUUACUGGAAAAGAGACAUGUCUUUACACCCCUGUGUGGUAUGUACAUUGCAGGUGCCUCAUGUUGCGCAGUGCCUGAGGACCUCAACAGUGUGGAGUUUGUUUGUGCCAAUUCUGGAGCAAUAGCGGCUGUGACAGAUGGACGCGUGAUUACCUGGGGUGAAGCAAACCUUGGUGGAGAUUCUGCAGCCGUGCGGCAUCAGCUCGUGGAUGUUUGCAGUGUUUGCUCCUCUGCUUAUGCCUUCGCUGCGCUGAAACAUGAUGGCUCAGUGGUCUGCUGGGGCGACUCCAACGCAGGAGGAGAUAGCACUGCAGUGCAGGAGCAGUUGCACAGUGUGCGCCAGAUCUCUGCAGCAACCUGGGCUUUUGCAGCAAUAAAAGGUGACGGAUCAGUGGUCACCUGGGGAAACGACCGAAAGGGUGGCGACAGCAGCAGUGUUCAGGACCAAUUGAUGAACGUAAAGAGCAUUUGCGCAUCAUCAUGGGCUUUUGCAGCACUGAGAGCCGAUGGGCGCGCAAUCACCUGGGGAGUUGCAAACAAAGGUGGUGACAGCAGGUCUGUGCAAGAGCACCUACACAAUGUCCUGCAGCUUCGAGCCACAUCUUGGGCUUUUGCUGCCUUGAAAAGUGAUGGAACAGUACUGAGUUGGGGUGAUCCUGAGAGUGGUGGAGACUGCCGAAAAGUACAACACAGAUUGACGAGCGUUUGUCAACUUUGUGCCUGUGCCGAAGCUUUUGCUGCUCUCACUCGGCUUGGUCAGGUGGUGACAUGGGGUCAUGUUCUGUGCCAGCGAAGUUCAUCAGAUGGCUCAUUGAACGAUGUGCAGAGGAUGUCAGCUUCCUCCAGAGCAUUUGCCGCACUCAAAAAGGAUGGCACGGUGGUUACAUGGGGUGAUAGGCACAAGUCUGAAAGUCUCACGGUUUGACCACACACCGCUGACCAAUGUUAACAAACGCAAGGCCUCAUAAGAUUCUGACGAGGCAGCUGUGUAAGAUUCUGACGUUCUGUUUGUCCCACUUUGGGUUGCCUGACUAGGCAGAAAGGAGGCAGCAGUGGAACUAUGGAGCCCGAGCUUGUGGAUAUUCAUCAAAUUUGUGGAUCCUCUUGGGCCUUCGCAGCACUUCGCGGUGAUGGACAGGUGAUAACUUGGGGAGAUCCUCGAAAUGGGGGAGAUUCGAGCGCUGUCAGUCAUUGCUUAAGUGAUAUCGUGGACCUUUUCGCAUAGAAAAGGAGUUGAAUCCUGCUGUGCAAAAUUCAUGCGAUGCACUAUAAAUCGAACGAAAUCGAAUUGGGUAGAAGACCGAACAGGAGAGCUAGUCAGUAAUUUGCG
This is a messenger RNA of Durusdinium trenchii, 2223 nucleotides long. The record is from the annotation of a GenBank genome assembly. NCBI's taxonomy places the organism in Eukaryota, Dinophyceae, Suessiales, Symbiodiniaceae.